UCCCCAAUACUAAUUCGCUAUCAUUGACGUCUUCCGCUCUUGGGAACCUAUUAUGGAAUGAAAAGGUAUUAUAGAUAGUGAUCAAGCAGGCAACCCCUCCAUAUUCGAAAGUUCUCCUGUCUUUAGGCAAAGAUCUGACACAGGAAGGAUUUGAAUUGCGCAAAGUCUUCUUCUCCGGUCAUGCACACGCCGGGCGUCUUGCACAGGGGUCGCUAUGGAGGAUGCAGGCAUGGGAGGGGAACUGGAGACGAGAACAGGAAUCCCUUUGCCGGUCAUCUGUUUCCCUUCUAUGACCUGUUUCCACAGGCAGUGAAGGAAGAGUUGAUGCUUGUAUGAAGUUUGCAGCCCAGUAUCUUGGUCUUAACAAACCAGUUGUGAUUGUGACUUAGGGUCAUUUGGUUUUGUCUAUGGCAGCAGCUAACUUCCUUCACGGUUAUGGGAUUGCAGAAAAAAGGUUCACCAGCAAGAUUGGUGUUCCGUUUCUCGCCUUCUAUAACCAGAGAUGGAUUGCUGGCGACGUCAGCGAAGCAUCAGCGGACAUGGCACUUCUUGUGGUUCCUUUCUUUCCUCCACAGCGCCACAGAUUUGAUUAUUCUCCUGUCAGAUUUAAGAAAAUUAUCACCUGUCAGCAUCAUCAGCUUGAAGAUCGCAGACCUGGCAGUUGAGUUGUUGUCGGCUAAUAUGAGCAGAAAGGAGCUUUGCAAGAAGGUCCUACAGUCAUGCAAUACGUACUUGGAGACUGAACAUGCAGGAAGAGAACUCGUGCAAGAGCUGAGUAUGCUGAAGAAGAAGCUUGCAAAGGCCUGGGUCUACAAUUGUAAGACACCACUUCUCACGCCUGAAUACCUGAAGAAGCAUAGUGAUGCCGCUGAGUUCGUAUGCUCAGGGCGGGGCAGGCAGCCGGACCACCUUGCAGUGACCUUUGCCAGGCACAAGUGAUAUGUCUUUGGAAGAUCAACCUUCCUGAUCUCCAUCUGCACUGCCCUCAUGAAGAGGCAAACAAGACAGUAUGGACGGAAUGGCCAACACCCGCGACGAAGGCAAAUCAUUUCGGAUGUCAGCGUUACACUUGAGCAGCAGGAAUAAGAUACCAAAUGUGAAGUUGUGGCUGGAGAGAGCAGAGAGGGCAGAGAAGGCGAGGGUGAAGAGAGCGGAGAACCCGUUCAAGUCCCCGCACACCCUCCAAAAAUCUUUAAGGACUACCCCCUCCGUGAGCUCAAGCAAAAGAACACCAACAUAAUCCAGAAGGGUCUAAGGUUACUUGGAGCUACUUAUACUAAGAAUGGGAAGCCGAUGAACAAGGCGGAUAUGGUAAGGAAAUUGGGAAGAC
Saitoella complicata NRRL Y-17804 is the source of this 1330-nucleotide messenger RNA. RefSeq lists its product as uncharacterized. The coding region runs from base 436 to 939 and encodes 167 amino acids. The record is from RefSeq and is a predicted model, not a curated record. The transcript has a single exon. NCBI's taxonomy places the organism in Eukaryota, Fungi, Ascomycota, Saitoellomycetes, Saitoellales, Saitoellaceae.